Thyridium curvatum is the source of this 2583-nucleotide messenger RNA. RefSeq lists its product as uncharacterized. The record is from RefSeq and is a predicted model, not a curated record. Bases 1 to 2583 code for a protein of 860 amino acids. The transcript has 6 exons. Lineage: Eukaryota; Fungi; Ascomycota; Sordariomycetes; Thyridiales; Thyridiaceae. Gene Ontology annotation, cellular component: plasma membrane. Gene Ontology annotation, molecular function: calcium-activated cation channel activity.
AUGUCUGACAGCACGAACUCGACGUCCCUUCAGGGCCUGUACCUGACGCUCGGCCCUGUCGCCUUGACAGCCGGCAUCUACUUCGCCAUCUUCUUGGUCCUACGACGGAACCAAAGAAGAUGGUAUGCCCCCAGAACUUAUCUUGGGAGUCUACGGGAGAACGAACGCACUCCCGAAUUGCCCAACGGCCUGUUCAACUGGUUUGGCAAAUUCUGGAAGAUACCUGAUGUCUACGCCUUGCAGCACCAGUCCCUCGACGCCUACUUGUAUCUUCGCUUCCUGCGCAUGACCGUCGUAAUCACUUUCGUUGGCUGCUGCAUCACCUGGCCCAUUCUCUUCCCGGUCAAUGCCACUGGCGGGGGUAGCGCUCAGCAGCUCGAUAUCCUGUCUUACUCCAACAUCAACCAGCAGACUCAGAAGAGCAGGUACUACGCUCAUGCCCUGGUCUCUUGGGUCUUUUAUGGAUUUGUCAUGUACCUGAUCUUCAGGGAGUGCGUCUUCUACAUCAACAUGCGCCAAGCCUUCCUUCUCAGCCCUCUCUACUCCGAGAGAAUCUCUUCCCGCACCGUUCUCUUCACCUCGGUCCCCGACCCGUACCUCGACGAGCGAAAGGUCCGCAAGAUGUUUGGCCCAUCUGUCAAGAACGUCUGGAUUGCUGGCGACACGAAGGAAUGCGAUGAGCUUGUCGAGGAGCGUGACAAGGCGGCUUUCAGGCUUGAAAAGUCCGAAGUCAAACUCAUCAAGCUCGCUAACAAGGCCCGUAAUGCAUCCCUGAAGAAGGACGGCGCUGCUGCAGAGAAGUCGUCCGCCGCCGCCGGUGCUGAGUCGGGCACCGUCGCUGGCCGCUGGGUUCCCAAGAAGAAGCGUCCGACCCAUCGCACUGGUCUUCUGGGCUUGAUUGGCAAGAAGGUUGACUCCAUUGACUGGUGCCGCACCGAGCUGGAACGCCUGAUUCCCGAGACCGCCGCUGCUCAAGAGAAGUACCGGGCUGGAGCCAGCAAGAAGAUGCCCGCCGUCUUUGUUGAGUUCCGCACCCAGGCCGAGGCAGAGUCGGCCUACCAAGUUCUCGCCCAUCACCAAGGUCUGCACAUGUCACCCAGCUACAUCGGCAUCACCCCAAGCGACGUUGUUUGGUCCUCUCUCAGCAUUCCUUGGUGGCAGAAGGUCAUUCGUCGCUACGCAGUGAUCGCCUUCAUUACCGCCAUGAUUAUCUUCUGGGCCAUCCCUGUUGCUGUCGUCGGUGUCAUUAGCAACGUUGACUAUCUGAAGAGCAUCUCGUUCUUGACUUGGCUCAAUGAUGUACCCUCGGUUAUCAUGGGCUUUAUCAGUGGUCUUCUACCCUCGGUCGCUCUGUCCAUCCUUAUGUCAUUGGUUCCUAUCGUCAUCAGACUGCUGGCCAAGUUCUCCGGAGAGCCGUCGUACUCGCGCAUCGAACUCUUCACCCAGAACGCCUACUUCGCCUUCCAGGUCAUCCAGGUCUUCCUCAUCACCACCAUGACCUCUUCUGCGUCCGCCGUCGUGAUGCAGAUCAAGAAUUCCCCCGAUCCGGCCGGCGCAGUUACGAGAGUUCUCGCGGAGAAUUUGCCCAAGUCUUCCAACUUCUACAUUUCUUACUUCAUCGUCCAGGGUCUCACCAUUGCCUCCGGUGUCAUUUCACAAGUUGUCGGAUUCAUCAUCUUCAAUCUGAUGUACAAAUACCUCGCAGGCACGCCCCGUGCCUUGUACCAGAAGUGGGCCAACCUCAGUGCUAUCUCCUGGGGCAGCACUCUCCCAGUCUACACAAACAUCGCUGUUAUUUCAAUUACCUACGCUGGUAUUGCUCCUCUGAUGAUGGGUUGGGCCUGCGUCGGCAUGUCCCUCUUCUACUUCGCUUGGCGCUACAACGUUCUGUUUGUCACCGACACCAGCAUCGACACGCGCGGUCUGAUCUACCCGCGCGCUGUCAAGCAGCUGUUCACCGGUGUCUAUCUCGCCGAGCUUUGCAUGAUUGGCCUGUUUGGUUCAUCCGAGGCGUUCGGGCCUAUGGUUCUCAUGAUCGUGUUCCUCGUCUUCACCGUCCUGUUCCACCUCAGUAUGAACCACGCGCUCAACCCGCUUCUCUACAACCUGCCUCAGAGCUUGCUCGCGGAGGAAGAGGAGAGAAGGGGUGAUCUCGAGGCCACGGGGAGCAACGACAAGGCGGAGGUGUCUAUCGACGGCCGCACCAACGGCUUUGCCAAUGGUGCAGACACCGCCGUCGUCCCCAAGAAGGGCAAUUUUGUCACACGGUUCCUUAUGCCUUGGAACUACGCAGAUUACAACACUCUGCGUCACCUGGUGCCGAGGCAUAGCUCGUUCAACAUCCGGGAGAUGUACACGCCCGCCGUGGUGGAGGCUGCGUACAGGCCCCCUUCUGUCGCCAGCUCCCCGCCGAUGCUGUGGAUUCCCGAGGACCAGGCCGGCGUUUCCAAGCAGGAGAUCGAGCACACGAGCAAGGUCAUCCCGAUCACGGACGAGGGCUGCACCCUGGACGAGAAGAACAAGCUCGUGUGGGACCGCGAGACCACCCGCCCCCCUGUCUGGGAGGAGAAGAUUCUGUACUAG